Trypanosoma rangeli is the source of this 3027-nucleotide messenger RNA. Its product is annotated as oxoglutarate dehydrogenase (succinyl-transferring). Gene Ontology annotation, molecular function: oxoglutarate dehydrogenase (succinyl-transferring) activity; thiamine pyrophosphate binding. Gene Ontology annotation, biological process: tricarboxylic acid cycle. Gene Ontology annotation, cellular component: oxoglutarate dehydrogenase complex; mitochondrion. Lineage: Eukaryota; Euglenozoa; Kinetoplastea; Trypanosomatida; Trypanosomatidae. Bases 1 to 3027 code for a protein of 1008 amino acids. The transcript has a single exon. The record is from RefSeq and is a predicted model, not a curated record.
AUGAUGCGGCGUGCCCUCCGCCAGGAGCUUCACGCUCUUUUUUUGAGCAGUUCUUUUCGGUCGUACACCGACGCCAAGACAAUUCGUACGCCAACCCAAUUCGAUCAGCUGCUUGACGCGCAGAACGAGGCGUACGUGAAUGGGCUGUUGCAGCAGUACAAGAGGGACCCCACGCUGGUGGCGCAAAGCUGGAUUCCGGUGCUGGAGAACCUGGAGAAUGCGCCCCUCGAGAUGCCGCUUGUCUCUAGCUUCCAUCGUCCCAAUCCGGCGCUGACGCUAACAGAGCGAGAACGGAUUAAAAACAUGAGCCUCUCAUGGAUGAUUCGAUCAUUUGAAAGAAAAGGGCAUUACGUCGCCAACGUAAACCCGCUUCAAGGCGUGGAAGGAGGGCCCUCGUAUCCUAUUGACCCAUCCUCCCUGGACCCGUCAAGUUUUGGUUUUACGGAGGCGGAUCUUGAGGAAGUUUUCUACGUCGCGUUGAGCCGCAACUUGGAGGCGACCUUUGUGAGCAGCGAUAGAGGGCACAGGCUAAAAAGCAUUGUGGAGCAUCUGCGACGCAUGUACUGCGGCAGCAUUGGCUUUGAAUUUAUUCCCACCGGAACACUUGAUGUGGAAGACUGGUUUCGUCAGGAGAGCCUGAACACGCUGAUCCCGCUGGAGCGGCACGAUCGUCUGAACAUCUUCGAGGACGUUGUACACAGCUGCGGGUUUGAGCAGUUUUUGCAUCUGAAGUACGGCACCCAGCAGCGCUUUGGCAUUGAUGGUGCUGAGGCACUGAUUCCAGCGAUGCGGGCGAUGAUUCAGACAGCCUACAACAACGGCGUCAGAUCCUGUACGCUCGGCAUGGCGCACCGCGGCCGCCUCAACGUGCUGUCGAAUGUACUGCAGAAGCCGCUGACGGCCAUCUUCUGUGAGUUUGAGGGAAAGGUACCGAAGGAUAAGGCACCCAGCAUUGGCGAUGUGAAGUACCACUUGGGGCUUCGCAAGCGUGUUAAGCUGCGCAACGGUGGAUUUAUGGAUCUUGAUCUUUUGCCCAAUCCCUCCCAUCUGGAGGCGGUGAAUCCGCUUGUCAUUGGCAAGGCCCGUGCCCGGCAGUUCUACGAAAAAGACACGGACUACACGGCGGUGCUCCCUAUCCUCAUCCAUGGGGAUGCCUCCAUCAUGGGCCAGGGAUGCUGCUACGAGACGGUGGGCCUUUCAAGUCUGGAAAACUACAAUGUCGGCGGCACAAUCCACAUUAUUGUGAAUAACCAAAUUGGUUUCACAGCCAUCCCCGAGCAAAGCCGCAGUAGUAUUUACUGUAGCGAUUUAUCCAAGGUGACUAAUACCCCUGUUUUACAUGUCAAUGGCGACAAUGUGGAGGCGUGCGUCCGCGCAGGUCGCAUUGCGGCUCUUUUCCGCCAGAGUUUUCACAGGGAUAUUAUUAUUGAUCUGGUCUGCUACCGCCGCAAUGGCCACAAUGAGGCCGAUUUUCCUGAUUUCACGCAACCGCAGCUGUACAAAUACAUCCGUAAGCAUCCCAUUUUGGUGGAUAUAUAUGCCAAGCAACUCGUUUCAGAGGGUGUUCUUACAGAGGAUACCGUAAAGUUUAAAAAGAAUGAAUACAAUUCACAACUGCGUCAGGCGAUGGAUUCCGCGCAAAGUUCACAGGACUUUGUUACAAUCUUGCCGCACUUUCGACUGGCCUCAGAGAAUCAGGCAGAGAUGCUGGAAUUGCAGGAGGAUGAAGAGGAAGACCUUCCAAUGGCGGUUGAAACAGGCGUGGAGAUGGAUACGCUUCACAAGGUUGGUAUUCACAUUACCACGGUCCCAGCCGCCGUCAGGAGGACGCACCCCGUGCUGCACCGCACGUAUGCCUCUCGAAAGAAGGCAAUUGAAUCCGGUGACGGUGUGGAGUGGUGCUUGGGGGAACUGUUGGCGUUUGGAACGUUGGCGCUUGAAGGCGUAGGUGUGCGUCUCUCAGGUGAAGACGUGGAACGCGGUACUUUUACGCAACGGCAUGCGGUGGUCACGGACCAGCAGACAAACUUAAAGUACACCCCUGUGGCCACCAUAUCGGAAAAGCAAGCGCCAGUGACGAUUUGUAACAGCAGCCUGUCCGAGUUGGGGGUCUGUGGGUUUGAAUGCGGAUAUAACAUAGAGGAUCCAUCCAACCUAUGCAUGUGGGAGGCCCAGUUUGGUGACUUUGCCAAUGGGGCUCAGGUGAUUAUUGAUCAAUUCAUCUCCUGUGGGGAGGAAAAGUGGGACAUGAAAUCCAGUAUUGUAUUGUCGCUUCCACACGGUUAUUCUGGCGCUGGGGCAGAGCACAGCUCUGCCCGCAUUGAGCGUUACCUGCAGCUGUGCAGUGACACAGACGUGGUUCCUGCCAACUUCCGUCAGGCUUCUCCUGCGCGUAUGAUGGAAGCACGCAUUCAAAAGUACAACUGGCAAGUCUGCUACCCCAGCACGCCCGCCAACUACUUCCACAUGCUCCGCCGCCAGGUGGUACGGGAGGGUGUGAAGCCUCUCGUCUUUUUCUUCUCCAAGGCCCGACUGCGUCCCCCGAAUGUGUCCUCGCUGAAGGAGAUGGAAAAGGGGACGUCCUUCUUGCCGGUUAUUGACACCGCCGAGAGGAGCGACGUUGUGCCACGCAAGGUACUCUUCUGCUCAGGUCAGAUUGAGAGCAUUGUGCAUGAUCGUCGCCAAAAGCUUCGUGAAGCCACCCCCGGCGUACACGAGGACGUGGUGCUGGUGAAGGUGGAGCAACUUUCCCCCUUCCCAUGGGAGCAGGUCGCCGAUGUCUUGGAAAAGUACCACCGCCGCAAUCCAAACGUUGAGUUUGCGUGGCUGCAGGAGGAACCCAAAAACAUGGGGGCAUGGGCUUACGUACGCCUACGCUUCCAGAGUCUCAUGCGCCACCUCGGUCUCACGACACCUGAGAGUUUCUUGAAGUACAUUGGACGACCGGCGGCGGCGGCACCAUCUACGGGUUACGGCGCCGUUCAUGUGGAGGAGGAGAAGGAACUCGUUGCCCAAGCAUUGGCGUAG